UUAGUUGAAUUUGUUGUGUAAACUGAGAAUUGCAGUCGCAGUUAAAUAUAAAUUGUGUUUCAUAUCCAUCCAACAAUCCAAAAAGAAAAUAUAUAUAUAUAAAUUGUGUAUAAUUGUAUAUAAUUAUAUCUAAAUUAAAAAUGGCUGAGAUGCUGAAUGAGAAUUUUAAUUUAUUGAGACAAUUAUUUAGCGAUUGUUUAGCAGCCAAAAGCAAUCCCACAAAUACGAAAAUCGAUUUAGAUGAAAAAUUGAAAUUGGGCUCUUUGCUAUUUGUGUUAAUCAAGAAAAUCAACCGAAUGGUUAAGUACAGAGUGCGUGCAGGACGAGAAGAAUUGCAGUCUCAAAAGUCGCUCGUCGACAAUAAUCGUUUGCAUUUGCAGAAUCUUCUCUAUGAAGUGAAUUAUUUAAAACGCGAAAUACGUCAUUGUUAUCAGUUCAAAAGUCAGGAUGAAGACAUUGACAUAUGCGAGCCAGAUUCAGGUGAAGUAAACGAAUUGGAAUCAAGUCACAAACAGCGCAUAGCAAGAUUAGAAAGAGAACUAACUCUACGUAAGCAGCUUUCUGAUGAUUGUGCGAAAUUAUUAAAUGCGAAGACUAAAGUUUUUCAUGAGAUUAUAACGAAAAUGGAAAAUUUGGCCACAUUUGCUCCUUCGUUGCGCACACUUUUGAAGGCAACCAAACCGCUGCAGGAAGCUUUGCAAUUGCCAUUAGAGCAAAUCUGGAAACUAGAUUACAAAGUGCAUUUAUUACCGCCUAGUUUAUACUUGGCAUACGUAAAUUUACGAUUAAUUGAAAUGGAAGAUAUACAUUUUAAAAUCAAUGUAAUGGGUUGCGAGGAUGAAGUUAAAAAUUAUGAAGCGGAACGAAAGCAAACCCAUAUAACCUCUUUAGAAAAGGAUCAAUUCUUCCAACCACAUCCCUUAUAUCUGCAAAUGAAGAUUCAAGAUCCCGAUUUUAUGAAUGAUUCCAUCGUUGUAAACUUUUACAAUUUUUCUUUGCUGGAUUUGGUUACUGGUUACUGCGAUAUAGGAUUUAACGAGUCGAACAUAGCCAUUGCUGAGACCAAUCUUCUACAAGAUUUCCUAAAAUAUAUAUGCGAAAAUGACAUAGGAGAAAUUAUGCCAUACGCUGAAAUCAAUUUAAAAAUCGAAAAACAGAAUUUAACGACGGAGGAAUUUUAUGAUUACUUGGGAUUGCAUAAUUUCGGCAAACCUUAUCGUUGGGUACAGGAAGUGUGCGGCACAUCGUCGCUGAACACUCCUAAAACUACUAAUUCACAAAAUCAAAAAAUAAAAGAAUUCGCCGCCGAUGUCGUCAAACGCAUAAAGCUUUAUUGGAAUUCACGGCUGUGCCUAUCAACACAAAUUAAGGCUUUUAUGAAUAAAAAUUUGGAUAACUACAUGGAUGGUAAGGCAGCAAAUUGCAAACCGAAUUGUAGCUUAGUGCAGUGGUCUGCACUCAAUUGGGAGGAAUAUGAGGCCAACACAACAACUAUGCGUUACAUAGAAGAAGAACUAGUCGACGCAAGUUUUAGUUUCUAUCGUGCUGUAGUUGUUUUCAGUUCAGCCAAAAUGGAAUGUUUGAUUAGCAUAUCAAAUAAAUAUCCUCACAAUGCUCCUCUUUGGAUUAUAACAGUACAUUGGAAUGGGCACCAUAACGCACUUAAUAAUUCUUCUAUUAAGUUUAUGGAACAUUGGACAAAUUCGUUGUGCGAUUCAAAAAAUACCCCUGACCUGCUGGCUGCUCAGCUUUUGCGUACUAUGUACAGUUUUGAUAUUUUUUUGGAGACUGAGGGUCCACUCUAUCAGCCUUUAGAGUACAACAAGGAGAAGAGUUUUAUUAAAUCAUUUUCCAAACGCACUCGUGUUCGACCUUACAAAAGAAUCACCAGCGGUGCCAACAAUUACUUUAAACAAUAAUAUUUUUAGUAAAAUAAUAAAAGCAUUUUUAUGAACGUGAAAACUUAUUAAAAAGAACAGGGAGUUUGCAUAAUUCUCGUUUAUAUUUAAAAUUUGGUGAGUUUAUAUUUAUUUAACAAUCACUCCGUUAAAGUAUGUAAAUUUAAACAUCGUUUCAAAAGCUAACAUGUGUAAUGAACCAGAAAGUUUAAAAUAGUUGGAGACUUAAGAAAAAAACAUUAAACCUUAAUAAAUUUGUUACUUUCAAAGCAGAGUUUAUUGAAAACAAUUGGUUUUGGUUUCGAAAGUAUUCUUUUUUUCGGAUUAGGGCUACCACAAAUCUUUAAUGGAACAUCAUCCAAUUAAUGUGCCAUACUUGAAAAAUGAUAUUUUGUGACAGAAAGUUGA
Glossina fuscipes is the source of this 2306-nucleotide messenger RNA. It is a transcript of the gene thoc5, whose product is annotated as THO complex subunit 5. The record is from RefSeq and is a predicted model, not a curated record. Gene Ontology annotation, biological process: mRNA export from nucleus; positive regulation of DNA-templated transcription, elongation. Gene Ontology annotation, cellular component: THO complex part of transcription export complex. The transcript has 5 exons. NCBI's taxonomy places the organism in Eukaryota, Metazoa, Arthropoda, Insecta, Diptera, Glossinidae. Bases 141 to 1919 code for a protein of 592 amino acids. Gene Ontology annotation, molecular function: mRNA binding.